AUGGUGAUGGAGGUUAGGAUGACUUUCGACGAGGCAGAGUUUUUCCAGCCAUAUCCGCCUAACGUGUCUGGUUCUGUAGAUGUGAACGCUUACCUUUUGGCUCCUAGAAAAGAAGUCAACUUAUCACCUGGUCAAGUCAACGCUUUCAUCUGGUGUCUUCUAAUUGGUUUCACGGGAUGGCUGCUUCACUGGCUUCUCGCCUACGUCUCUUUAUGGCGGCGGGGAAACCAGUUCCCUGGUCCCAAGGGUCACUUCCUCUGGGGAAACACGUCAGAGCUCAUGGGAGCUGGAAGCGUCACCGACCUUAUUGCAAGGCUUCACUCGGAGUACGGUCCCGUUGUAAGGCUCUGGAUGAGCCCGACGAAGCUGCUUAUAUCGAUUCGCGAACCGACGCAGGUUCGCAAGGUGCUUAUGCGAGCUCUUGAACGACCGCCUGCCUUUAGCCGAAUUAUGGCUCGCUGCCUCGGAGCCGAAUCCACUCGCUUCUCAUCCCUCAUGCAACCGCGAGAUCGCAGGUCCUUCUUGGAUUACCACUGCCAUACUACACUCAAGUUUCAGGUUCAUGAGGUGACGUCAACUGUCGUUCACAUGACGUCACGCCACUGGACGUCCGUGGCCGGGUCUGGCGGGGAGAUUGACGUGGGUGGUGUAGCUAGGGAUAUGGCCGUUGGUGUGCUAGGCGGGUCUCUUUUUGGUAGCGGGUUUCCUAUGUCGAGGAUCCACGCUCGUUUACAGGUUUUAUUGGAGAAGGUAGCUGCAGGAUCUCAGAAGUUUUCGCGGUUCCCAGUCGAGCCGUUCUGGCUUCCGUCGUAUUGGCAGUUUUCCCGCGUUUGCGACGAGUUUCGCGAAGUCAUGCGAAGACUUAUGUCAGGCGAAUGCGAGGGCGUCAAGUGCGAGUUACUCGACGUUGGUGUAGCCAAUUUGAGCACUAGAGGCGACGACACGGGGAACUCUGGAUGCGAAGGGGAUGGAGCCUUGCAAAAUCCCGUCGCCGCCGCUGCUGCUUCCGGUGGUGUUGGUCUUGUUUCCGGCGUCAACAUCGGUGCUGGUGUUGACGCUGCUGCUGCUGCCGCUUCUUCCUCUUCCCCCACGCGCCGGGUCAUCGCGCAACAAGCGCCUCACGAGGGUUUUCUCUCCGCCAUGCUGUCGGAACGGUCCCGUUAUGGGCAACCGCUUUAUAACGAGACGACAGCAUUGGCCGAAGCUGCCUCCCUCAUGCUUCACGGUCACCUCUCGGUUCCCGGGCUGUUGGAGCGAGUGCUUGUCGCUCUAGCCGCGCACCCCGAUAUACAGGACAAAGUCGUACAGGAAAUUCGCACGGUAGCGAAUGGUGGGGCGCCUACUGACGAGGAUCUGCAGAAGCUGGCUUAUCUGAACGCGGUUAUAUACGAGACGUCCCGAUUGAUGCCGUGUCAGCCGCUAGUCACUAGAUGCGCGCUCUCAGAAAAUAUACGUCUGCCUGUCUCUCCGUCACCCCAGCUUUGUAGCAGCAGCGACGGAGGGUUUCGUUCUUCGAGUGAGGGCUCUUCUCGUGGAGAUGUGCAGGGCAGUGGGGAUGUUGACGAUACGCGGUUUCUUUCGGUUCCCUCAGAGACCGUUUUGGCGCUGCCCAUGCACCUCCUGCAAACGGAUCCUUCGUUUUGGGGCGACGACGCGUUGGAAUUCCGGCCUGAGCGCUUCAUUCGGUUCAGAAUGCAGCAGGAGAAGAGCGACAAGCAGGGAGAGCAUUUCCUCAUGUUUGGAGGCGGGCCACGGUCGUGCGUGGGGCUGCGAUUCUCUUUCAAGAUCGUGCGCGCUGUUGUGGCGCUGCUGUUACACCAGUUUGAGAUCUCCCUGUCGCCUGGCAUGCCCCAUGCAUUCUCCUCUCAGCUCUACAACCUCGCUCUCCAUCUCUCUCCGUCCCCAAGAAUUAGAGUCUCCAUGCGCACGCCCAUCCCUGCCAUGGACCCAUGCGACACUCUUGCUCCUGCUGACGUUGCUCCUGCUGACAAUGACCUCACAGCAAGUUUUUAG
Molecule: messenger RNA, 2013 nt
Organism: Closterium sp. Yama58-4
Lineage: Eukaryota; Viridiplantae; Streptophyta; Zygnematophyceae; Desmidiales; Closteriaceae
Source: the annotation of a GenBank genome assembly